AUGAAGCCGCAACCUAGAUCGUCUUACCAGGCUCCUCAUCACUCACAACAGGGCACAGGACCGAAAGUACGCGCAGUUUUCCCCCUUUCGUACAUGCAUUUCCCCCCCUUCCGUACGCGCACUUUCCCCCCUUUCGUACGCGCAUUUUCCCCCUUUCCGUACGCGCAGUUUUCCCCCUUUCGCACACGCAUUUUUCCCCCUUCCGUACGCGCGAGGGUCCCCCUUCCCUACUCGGGGCUUCCCCCUUCCCAUCUCGUAGUUCCAACCCUCCAAUCCCUCUCCUUACCCAUUCUCCCCUCCCUCUGUCCCCCCUCUUCCGACCCGUCUUUCCUACUUCCAUCCAUCCCUUUUCCGCCUCUCCCCUUAUUCUCUUCCACCCAUCGCUCACCACUUCCCCCCCGUGAUCCCCCAUUCCCUUCCCACGCCCUCCACUCACUUCCCUUGCCUCUCUUUUCUCGUUUCUUCUGCUCUCAUCCUUCCCUCCUCUUCUCCUCCCUUCCCAAACUUUUAGACACUCCCCUCCCUCUCCCUCCACUCCUCUCGCCCUUAUCCCCAUACACUGAACCCCCCUUCUUCCCUUCCCUGCACAACCUCCUCCCUUCCUUCCCUUCUCUCACUGACCCCCCUUCUUUCCUUUCUUCUCAUUUCCUCUCUUUCCCGUCUUCUCCUCUCCAACCCUCCCUCUCAGCCCCUCACUCUUCGCCUCUCCUCCCCUGUCUCUCUGCUGGCCCCUUCGCUCCUGCUCGUCGCUCCGUCUCAAAGUAG
Messenger RNA from Closterium sp. Naga37s-1, 765 nucleotides. NCBI's taxonomy places the organism in Eukaryota, Viridiplantae, Streptophyta, Zygnematophyceae, Desmidiales, Closteriaceae. The record is from the annotation of a GenBank genome assembly.